CAGUUGAUAACCUCAGACAGCAUAGCGGUCGUAUCUAUUGCUUAAUUGCUACAGACGACUAUCUGCUAGUUUUUAAUACGGUCGAAUUUUCUUAUUAAUUUAAACAAAAGAGCUAAGCUAUCAAAACAUCGGUUUAAAGUGUAUGUUAAUUAAUUUUUUAUAUUUGUAUCGCAUUGACGCCAUUGCAUUGUCUCAAGAAUACGCAGGUAAUCCAAUCAAAUUUCCAUUUUAUCUGUCUUGUACUCACACAACUCUCAAACCUUCCACGGACAUUGGACGAGCAACUGCUCGUUAUGGGUUAUAACUAUAACCCAAUCAUGCUAUUAUUGAGGAAACAUUAUUUAUUAUUAAGAGUACACUACUCUCACGUACUGAUAUAUAGGCGAGCGCACAGUUACUACUUAUACGACUUGUGCCAUACCUGUAUUAAUAUUUAUUUUCUCGAAUCUCGGUUCCUUAACUUCCUCCAAAAAAAUGCGUUGUUUAAAACAUUAAUGAUGGUGUUGUCCAUAAAAAAGCAAAAAUUUAUUUUCCAAAAUUGCGUUAAAAUUACAAACAUUCCACAUACCAGAGUUGAGCAUUAUUUAAAUAAUAUAGUAUUCAAAAAAAUAAUUUUUCAUAAUGAUUCGAAUGAAAAUGUAUUCAAAUAAUUUUUAAAACUGAUCGUUUGAAAAAUUUUCAAACAUAAUAUUGAGCUAUUUACAAAAACAUUGUUGGGGCUAUGUAAAUAAAACUCAACAAGUAUUUGAAAUUCAUGCUGUCCUUUAAGACAUAAGUCUAAUACCGUACACCAUAUUUGUUUUCUCAGAACUUUACAUUUUACAUAAUAUGGCUAUUAAAUAUUUUUAUGAAUAGAUAAUUAAUUAUUAAUAUUCUUCUUACUAAAUAUUAUUAAAAGUCACUAGGUAGCCUUAUGAACCCCCUCCCCUAAAUACCAUUUAGAAGUGUACAUUUUAAGGUACUUAUUAUUCAUUAAUUUUUCUUGAUAUUGAGUUUUAAUACUUUUAAAAAAAUGUGCAUAUUUAUGGAAAAUAAAAACUAAUAAACAUGGUUUAAGAUAAGGAGUUUAUCUUAAUAGUUGCUAUUAAAUUUGUAUUCAGGAUAAUAUUCAACUGGCUCUCAUUUAAUCCAAUAUGUCAAAUGAGAAAAAGUCAAAAGACAUGGACAGCCCAUAUUUAACAUCACCUGACACAAUGGAGAAUAAAGCAGAUGUAUUCAUAAGAAAUUAUUUUAAAAGCUAUGAUAAUAAAAAGGUUAGAAUACAUCUUUCUGAAAUGUAUGAUGAACAUGCUCAAUUUUCAAUAUGCAGCUAUAAUUUGGGGUAUGUAUACAGAAUUAAUUAUAUUUGCUACUUUAAUUCUUUUAUUUUUGUCAUUUAUAGUAGAUAUCUUGAAUUUAACUUUAAUUUACAUUUUUAGAAUUCUGAACUUUUACUACUCAUGAAUUUUAUAUUAGAUAAAUUAUAAAAUAACAUUUUUGAAUAUUUUUUUUUUAAAAAAAACUAAUAUUUGUGCGUUAUUCAAACCUUUUUGUAUAAUAUAAUAAUAUUUUAAACUCAUUUUUUCAAGGAGUUUCAAAAAGUCAGUAGAACUGUGAUAUAUAUUUUCCAAUAAACUGAAUGCAAACACCCUUAUCCUAUAUUAUAAUUUUAAUAAUUUUUAUAUUAUAUUUUUGAAGUUACAAUUGUGGUGAACCCAUUAACUAUGGUACAUUAUUUAAACAUGGGACUCCUAUAUCAACGGAACAAAAGCGUGUUCAUGUAGGCAAAAAACAAAUAAAAAAUGUGUUUCGUUCACUACCAUCAACAAGGCAUGAUUUUGGCUCUUUUUUGGUAGAUUUAUCAUUGGCAAAUGUAAGUAUAUAUAACAAAACUAAUUCUGUUUUCAUCAUAUUCAGUUGAGUUUCAAUUAUUCAAUAUUUGUUUUAUAUUCUGACAGGUCAGAAUAGUCCAGGUUGUAGUGAAUGGCAUGUUUAUUGAUAACUACUGUGUCACCAAUAAAACGCACACAUUUCAGUCGUUUUGUCGUUCUUUUUGUAUAUCAACUGAUUGGCGUAUCAUAGGUGAUAUGUUAUUUGUAACGCCACCACCUCGAGAAAUGAUAAUUGUCAGUGAAUUAUUUUAUUUUUAAUUUUUUCUUAUAAAUAUUUAUUUUACAUUUUUUUUUAUAUUGAGCAUUUAUUUGAUAAAGUCAUGAUUUUAGGUGGAGAGACUUAACUGUGUAUUGGGAGAUUAAACUCCCAGGAAUCCUAUUUUGUUAUAUUAUUUAUUUUGUAUAGUUGAAAAACAAUUACAUAUGUACAUAUUAUUUACAGGAUUCAGCAAAACGGUUAAUGCUACCAGUUAAACUACCAAUGGAUGAUGAUUCUGAUGAUCCGGUGUUGCCCAGCGAUUCUGAUGAUCCGGUGUUGCCCAGCGAUUCUGAUAGAAAACAUAAUAAUGGAAUUAACAACUCAGUAUCAACUUUGUCUCUCAGAGGGAUCACUUCUGACCAAUUGCCACCUUUUAAGGUUCAUGUUCUUAGAAGUGUACCAGAAAUGUCAACCUUAUUACCUUAUAUUGCAACCACUACAUCUACCUCUACCUCUACCUCUGCCUCUACAUCUACCUCUACAUCUACUUUUACCCAGUGGCGUAAUAAUAGGAUGGCAUGAGGAGCAAAGAACCACGGGCCCAUAACAUUUAGUUAACAAAUUCGUGCCCAAGAUGUGCUGAUUACUUUUUUUUUCUCCACUUGGCCUCCAAUUUGAUUAGGCUAUUAGAAGUUCUAGUUAUGCCACUGCCUCUACCUCUACCACCAAUUCUAAAUAUGAUUCCAUAGUAGAUAACUUUUUGAAUGAACAAUAAUUAUAACCAAUUGUUUAUAAAUUAUGUAUUAUGAUAAUAAUAUAAUAGGGUAAUUUAUUUAACUGUUUAUAAUUAAAAUUAUAGUUAAAUCUUUUAAUUCUAGUAAGUUAAGAAAGAAUGCAAUGUAUUCAUUAAAUAUAAAAUAUGUAUAAAUAAUAUUUAUAUUAGUUACUUUUAAAAACUACUUAUAGCACCUUUUCAUUAAUAAACUCUUAUUUAGGUAGAUACUUGAUAUUAUUUUUUAAAUUAUUAAUAUAAAACACUAUUUAGAAUUUAAUUUAAUUUAAAUCAUUAAAUUAUUUAUUUACCAACAAAAAAUUGUACAAAUGAGAUAACAUGCAUUAUUAUAUGGUUGGUCUACUAACUAAAGCCUGUGGCUGUGUUGUGAGUAGGGUUCAUAUAUGACAUAAUAAUUAAAAUAUUACAAAAAUAUAGUUAAAAAUUAAUGGAC
Molecule: messenger RNA, 3296 nt
Organism: Cinara cedri
Lineage: Eukaryota; Metazoa; Arthropoda; Insecta; Hemiptera; Aphididae
Source: the annotation of a GenBank genome assembly